Messenger RNA from Ahaetulla prasina, 1516 nucleotides. RefSeq names its product syntaxin 5 (gene STX5). Gene Ontology annotation, biological process: intracellular protein transport; endoplasmic reticulum to Golgi vesicle-mediated transport; vesicle fusion. The coding region runs from base 178 to 1230 and encodes 350 amino acids. The record is from RefSeq and is a predicted model, not a curated record. The transcript is spliced from 11 exons. Gene Ontology annotation, cellular component: SNARE complex; Golgi membrane; endomembrane system. Gene Ontology annotation, molecular function: SNAP receptor activity; SNARE binding. NCBI's taxonomy places the organism in Eukaryota, Metazoa, Chordata, Lepidosauria, Squamata, Colubridae.
GCGGCGCCGUGCGUGUGACGCCAUCAGCUGAGAGGGUACGUGGCAGUGACGUCGCGGCCCGCCCUCUUUUCGCCUUGUUUGGCUGUUCGAUGCGGAGGCCGGUGUUCGGAGCCGAGCCGCCCAGCGACGCCGAGAAACGCUCCGGGUCCGCGGGAUUGCCACAGGUUAUGAGCCUCCAUGAAUACGAGGAAACGCCACGGCUCCCGAAACACUGAGGAAGGCGUUUACCUGGGGCCGUCCCAGACGCAAGCUUUCUCUCCGCGUGGGGCCCCUCCCGUGGCGACCGCCGCUGCUGCCGCCGCCCCCAUCAACCCUCCCCAGCCACAGUGGGACGCCAUGUCGUGUCAGGACCGCACCCACGAGUUCCGCUCGGCCUGCAAGUCCUUGCAAAACAGAGAAAAUGGGCUUCACAUCAACAAGCCGGCGCAGAGUGGAGCCAUCCGACAAAGAAGUGAAUUUACUCUCAUGGCUAAGCGCAUUGGGAAGGAUCUCAGCAACACUUUUGCCAAGCUAGAAAAGCUAACCAUUUUGGCCAAACGGAAAUCGCUCUUCGACGACAAGGCGGUUGAGAUAGAGGAGCUGACUUACAUCAUCAAGCAGGACAUCAACAGCUUGAACAAACAGAUCGCGCAGCUCCAGGAGUUCGUCAAAGCCAAAGGCUGCCUGACCGGUAGACAUGUGCAAACACACUCCAACACUGUGGUGGUUUCUCUGCAGUCGAAGCUGGCUUCCAUGUCCAACGAUUUCAAGUCCGUUUUGGAGGUGCGGACGGAGAAUCUUAAGCAGCAGAAAAGUCGGCGAGAACAAUUUUCUCGUCCCCCGGUGGCCAUCUCUGCAAACAACCUAGGGGGUUCCAGCGUGCUUCAGGACGAGCGCCGGUACUCGGGAGACGUGGCCAUUGACAUGGACAAUCGGACGAGUCAGCAGUUGCAACUCAUCGACGAAAAGGAUUCGUACAUCCAGAGCCGGGCGGACACCAUGCAGAACAUCGAAUCGACCAUCGUAGAGCUGGGCUCCAUAUUUCAGCAACUGGCACACAUGGUCAAAGAACAGGAGGAGACGAUCCAGAGAAUCGACGCCAGCGUGGAAGACACCCAGCUGAACGUGGAAGGCGCCCACAUGGAGAUCCUGAAGUACUUCCAAUCGGUCUCCUCCAACCGGUGGCUGAUGGUGAAGAUUUUCCUCAUCCUGAUCGUCUUCUUCAUCAUCUUCGUGGUCUUCUUCGCCUGACGGAGGAGGGGGGGCUUUCUUGACCUCCUGUCCCCUUCCUCGUCGUCCUUCCUGAGCCGGACACUGGACACUGCCAUGUUUUUUGCGAAGCCAGCCGGCAAAGAGAGGGGUGGGGGUGGGGCGGGGCCGCGCCUCCAACCCGCGCCGAAGACCUUCCGCGCCGCCUUCCCUUCGCUGCGGUUCCUUCGGCCAGAAACACAAGGCUGCUCCCUCUGUUGGGGAGCACGAGAGCAUUUUGGGACGAGGCUGCGGACGACCUCGCAGCAGACCCCCCCCCCCGACCCCC